Molecule: messenger RNA, 2461 nt
Organism: Lactuca sativa (garden lettuce)
Lineage: Eukaryota; Viridiplantae; Streptophyta; Magnoliopsida; Asterales; Asteraceae
Gene: RHM1
Product: rhamnose biosynthesis 1
Biological process (GO): nucleotide-sugar metabolic process
Molecular function (GO): dTDP-glucose 4,6-dehydratase activity
Source: RefSeq, a predicted model, not a curated record
GAGGUGAACCAUCCACAUGUAUAUAUACCUGUGUGUAUAUAUCGAUCGAGGCGUCGGUUGCCACUCCUUGAGUCUCGCCAGAAAUUCCGUGGUUUCUUCUUCAUCACCUUUCUGGUCGAGAUCUUUCUCUUUUUCGAACACGCAAUCUUCUAAUUGAUCCCGAUCCGGAAUAAAAAUUUAUCUCCAGUAUGACUACUUACACGCCAAAGAACAUCCUUAUCACUGGAGCAGCUGGCUUCAUUGCAUCUCAUGUUGCAAAUCGGCUCAUCAGAAGCUACCCUGAUUACAAGAUUGUCGUGCUUGACAAGCUUGAUUAUUGUUCAAGUCUCAAGAACCUCAACCCCUCCAGAUCAUCUCCCAACUUCAAAUUUGUCAAGGGUGACAUCGGAAGUGCAGAUCUAGUCAACUACCUCCUCAUAACCGAAUCUAUCGAUACCAUAAUGCACUUUGCUGCUCAAACCCAUGUUGACAACUCAUUUGGCAACAGCUUUGAGUUCACAAAGAACAACAUCUAUGGCACCCAUGUCCUUCUAGAAGCCUGCAAAGUCACUGGUCAAAUCAGACGAUUCAUCCAUGUCAGCACAGAUGAAGUGUAUGGUGAAACAGAGGAAGAUGCCAUUGUUGGAAACCAUGAAGCUUCUCAACUUCUUCCCACAAAUCCAUAUUCAGCCACAAAAGCAGGUGCAGAAAUGCUUGUAAUGGCUUAUGGUAGAUCAUACGGGUUACCUGUAAUCACCACAAGAGGAAACAAUGUCUAUGGCCCAAACCAAUUCCCAGAAAAACUAAUCCCUAAAUUCAUUCUCUUAGCCAUGAGAGGAAAACCACUUCCAAUUCAUGGAGAUGGAUCAAAUGUAAGGAGUUACCUCUACUGUGAAGAUGUAGCUGAAGCUUUUGAAGUCAUUCUUCACAAAGGUGAAGUUGGUCAUGUUUACAACAUAGGGACAAAAAGGGAAAGAAGAGUUAUCGAUGUUGCAAAAGACAUGUGCAAACUUUUCAACAUGGAUCCUGAUUCCAGCAUCAAGUUUGUUGAAAACAGACCAUUCAAUGAUCAAAGAUACUUUCUAGAUGAUGAGAAGCUAAAAAGCUUAGGGUGGUCUGAAAGGACAAUAUGGGAAGAAGGUUUAAAAAAAACAAUCGAAUGGUACACUAGUAACCCUAAUUGGUGGGGUGAUGUAUCAGGUGCACUUCUCCCUCAUCCAAGAAUGUUAAUGAUGCCAGGUGGCGUUGACCGACUUGUUGAUGGACCUGAAAACACCGAAUUCGAUACACCCCAUGAAGCAAACAACAAUUCCCAGAUCGGAAUCAGUGUUUCCGCCCCCAAAACAAGUUCCAAUUCCACCAAGAAACCUUCCUUGAAGUUCUUGAUUUAUGGUAAAACAGGUUGGAUUGGUGGAUUACUUGGAAAAAUCUGUCAAAAACAAGGGAUUCAAUAUGAAUAUGGAAAAGGGCGUUUGCAGGAUCGAUCACAGCUUUUGGCAGAUAUUCAAAGUGUUAAACCUACUCAUGUUUUCAAUGCUGCUGGUGUUACUGGAAGACCGAAUGUUGACUGGUGUGAAUCUCACAAGACAGAGACAAUUAGCACAAAUGUUUCAGGGACUCUUAAUCUGGCUGAUGUUUGUAGAGAACAUGGUUUGUUGAUGAUUAAUUUUGCUACUGGAUGUAUUUUUGAGUAUGAUUCUGCACAUCCCGAAGGUUCUGGAAUUGGUUUUAAGGAAGAAGAUAAACCAAAUUUCAUUGGCUCCUUUUAUUCCAAGACUAAGGCUAUGGUUGAAGAGCUUUUAAAAGAAUACGACAACGUAUGCACACUCCGAGUCCGAAUGCCAAUCUCCUCAGACCUCAACAACCCACGAAACUUCAUCACGAAAAUCUCUCGUUACAACAAAGUAGUCAACAUCCCCAACAGCAUGACAAUCCUUGAUGAACUCCUCCCAAUCUCAAUAGAAAUGGCCAAAAGAAACCUCAAAGGAAUAUGGAACUUCACAAACCCCGGUGUCAUAAGCCACAAUCAAAUCCUCCAAAUGUAUCAAAAUUACAUAAAUCCCGAAUUCAAAUGGCAAAAUUUCACCCUCCAAGAACAAGCUCUUGUCAUCGUGGCCCCACGUAGCAAUAACGAAUUGGAUGCUUCCAAAUUGAAGAAGGAGUUUCCCGAGUUGAUGUCCAUUCAGGAGUCCUUGAUCAAGUACGUCUUUGAACCUAAUAAGAAACAUUGACAAAAUCAUCAAUCAUUUUUUUUUUUAAAAAGAAAAUUUGUAAACUUGAGGCUUCUUUUAUGAAUCUUUAGGUAUUUUAUAUUCUUCGUGUUUUUGUGUUUCGUUAAAAAGUUUAGUUUUAUGAAUAUUUUCCCUUUAGAUUUCGUUAAAGAGAAACAAACGUAUGAUGUUAUUCUAGGAGGGUUGUAAUAUUGGAUUUUCUACAAGAUUUGUUAUGUUUCUUAUUAUUGAGUAAAAUACGUUUUGAGUUA